Molecule: messenger RNA, 896 nt
Organism: Lepus europaeus (European hare)
Lineage: Eukaryota; Metazoa; Chordata; Mammalia; Lagomorpha; Leporidae
Gene: UBE2A
Product: ubiquitin conjugating enzyme E2 A
Exons: 6
Coding region: 198-656 (152 amino acids)
Biological process (GO): proteasome-mediated ubiquitin-dependent protein catabolic process; DNA repair; protein polyubiquitination
Cellular component (GO): HULC complex
Molecular function (GO): ubiquitin conjugating enzyme activity
Source: RefSeq, a predicted model, not a curated record
AGGUUGGUUCAGCCCCCGUCUACUCCGGGGUGGUGCUUAGCCGGCGCCAGAGCGACCCUCGACUUCGGAGGGGCAGUGCCGUUCCUCUAGGUGCUUCGUCCUCACCUUCUUCGACUUCUGUAGCCUCUUCGACCUCUUUAGCUUCCUCAGAGACCCGAGACCCCGGUGUAUGCCCCACCCCUGACCCGGCGAGAGAUAUGUCCACCCCGGCUCGCCGGCGCCUCAUGCGGGACUUUAAGAGGUUGCAGGAGGAUCCUCCAGCUGGAGUCAGCGGGGCUCCGUCUGAGAACAACAUAAUGGUUUGGAAUGCGGUCAUUUUUGGGCCUGAGGGGACCCCAUUUGAGGAUGGAACAUUCAAACUUACAAUAGAAUUCACUGAAGAAUAUCCAAACAAGCCACCCACAGUUAGAUUUGUCUCUAAGAUGUUUCAUCCAAAUGUCUAUGCAGAUGGUAGUAUAUGUCUGGACAUACUUCAGAACCGCUGGAGUCCGACCUAUGAUGUAUCUUCCAUUUUAACAUCCAUACAGUCUCUAUUGGAUGAACCAAAUCCCAAUAGUCCAGCAAACAGCCAGGCUGCUCAGCUGUACCAGGAGAACAAGCGGGAAUAUGAAAAGCGUGUUUCUGCCAUAGUAGAACAGAGCUGGCGUGAUUGUUGACCCCAGAGGGAGCAAAAGAAAGUAACCCUAAGAAAAACAAUUAUUGAUGUAUUGGUCACCUUCUUAUUCCUCAUUGUCAUUAAUUUACUUUAUUAAAAGCAAAAAGCUGUUGUGCUGUUUCCAUCUUCCCUUGCCGAACUGUUCCUAGCCCUUCUCCCCUCUCCUUGAACACCAGGCAACACCCUCUGUGACAUCAAAUGUACUGUACCUGGGUUACUUGCAACAAUUACUAAUGCUUAA